CAUUACCAUGGCAACAUGCAACAUGCUAUCCAGCUGUGGCUUCUUUGGGAAGUAUUUUCAUUGCUGGAAAAAAAAAAUAAACAAACUAUUAAUGCUAAUAAUUAUGCUGUAGGAGUCACGUGGGUGCAGAGAACAAGACGGCUGCUCUUUAGAGGUCACGGCGCUGCCUUGGAGUUAAAUUAACCUUUUAUUAAUGAAAAGCCCAUAUUUGUUUUAGGAGAAUACGGCAUAGCUCAUUUCAGUGAGUUGGGAGAAAGUGAAGGGAAGGAUUACUGCAUCCACUUCAACUCCCGCUGGACACCCUUACCUCACCACCUCCACACCAUGUCCGCAGUGGAGGUGUAUGACCUGACCUCGUCUGUGCUUUGCUCCAACUCCGAUGUCCCACAUGGCGGGUUUCCUGACCGUGUUGCCAUGGUGAUGCGUGGGAACUGCACAUUUUAUGAAAAAGUUCGUUUGGCCCAAACCAAUGAUGCAAAAGGUCUCCUGAUCAUCAGCAAAGAAGGGCUGAUCCCUCCAAAGGGGAAUAAGUCUCAGUACGAGGAGAUCGACAUUCCGCUCGCUUUAAUCAGUUACACUGACAUGCUGGACAUCCGUACGCGUUUCAGAGCCAGGAAGCAGGUGGUGCUGUACUCUCCUGACGGGCCAGUGGUGGACUUUAGCGUGGUGGUGAUGUUCUUCAUGGCCGUGGGGACGGUAGCGGGGGGAGGAUACUGGACCGGUGUCCGAGAAAUCAAAAAACGGAUGAAGGAGGUGGAGAUUGGAGAGAAAGAGGAGAGAGAGACGGUGAACUUGACUCCGACCACGAUCGCUGUGUAUGUGGGGAUGUGCUGCCUCAUGCUGUUGCUUCUUUAUAAGUUCUACGAUUAUCUGGUGCAUGUCUUCAUCUGGAUCUUCUGUAUCACCUCCUCUGUGGGUCUGUACAACUGUCUCUGGCUUAUCGUCUGCAGAAUUCCUGUCGGAAAGUGCAGGAUUCCCGAGAACAAGCUGCCCUACUUGAAAAAGCGGCCGGAGGUGCGGAUGCUGCUGCUGGGUGUGUUGUGUGUGAGUGUGAGCAUAACCUGGGGUGUGUUCCGCAACGAUGACCGGUGGGCGUGGGUGCUGCAGGACACAUUGGGCAUGGCUUGCUGCCUCUACGUUCUGAAAACAUUCAGACUGCCCAGCUUCAGAGCAUGCACUCUCCUGCUCACGGCUCUGUUAGUGUAUGAUGUCUUCUUCGUGUUUAUAACACCUUAUUUUACUAAGAGUGGGGAGAGCAUCAUGGUUGAAGUAGGAGCAGGUCCUUCUGAUUCAUCCACACACGAGAAGCUCCCGAUGGUUCUGAAGGUUCCUUAUCUAAACUUUUCUGCUAUGGCUCUGUGUAGUCGGCCAUUUUUACUGCUGGGUUUCGGAGACAUUUUAAUUCCCGGUCUGCUCAUAGUGUACUGCCACAGGUUUGAUGUUCUUGUACACUCAUCACGGGUUUACUUCCUGGCCUCCACUGUCGGGUACAGUGUGGGUCUGCUCCUCAGCUUUGUGUGUGCGUUACUGAUGAACUCGGCUCAGCCAGCUCUGCUCUAUCUGGUUCCGUGCUCUCUGCUGUUCAGCCUGACGGUGGCGCUGUGGCGCUCUGAACUGAAGCCCUACUGGAAUGGGGAUAUGUCUCUGCCUUCUCCUGUCGCCAUGACCCCUGUCACUCGAACACUAAACCCAGCCAUGUCCGAGCCCUCGGCCAGUCAGGAGCCAGUUGUGAGUGAAGUGACCAAUCAUGGUGAAGACCCGCCUCCACCUACAGAGGAGGAAUGUCCUCAGAGGACAGAAGGCACAACUAAUGAAGUGGACUGAAGGCAAAAGGGGAUGACUUUCUUUCUUUAUUAAAUUAUUUAUUCAUUUAUUUAUUUUAUCUAUUUUAUGGCCUGUGAUUUUUAAACUCUGCUCUUCUAAAUAAACAAACAGUGGAAUUAAGAGAAUUAUUUCUGUGCA
Pangasianodon hypophthalmus (striped catfish) is the source of this 1962-nucleotide messenger RNA. RefSeq names its product signal peptide peptidase-like 2 (gene sppl2b). Gene Ontology annotation, cellular component: lysosomal membrane; Golgi-associated vesicle membrane; cytoplasmic side of endoplasmic reticulum membrane. Gene Ontology annotation, biological process: membrane protein proteolysis. Lineage: Eukaryota; Metazoa; Chordata; Actinopteri; Siluriformes; Pangasiidae. The transcript is spliced from 15 exons. Gene Ontology annotation, molecular function: aspartic endopeptidase activity, intramembrane cleaving. The coding region runs from base 325 to 1824 and encodes 499 amino acids. The record is from RefSeq and is a predicted model, not a curated record.